CAAUUCUCUUCCUCUUCUUGCCGCCUACCGCAUUUCCACUUUCCCGCCAAAGAACACAAUCAACAACACUCACUCACGACCAUCGACCAAGACGACGACCAAGACGCAGAUAUGGAUGAUGUUCCCGAUCUCGACGAGCUCCAAUGGCUGGAAUCCCACACCAUCGACCAAGACGACGAUCAGUUCGUUGACGACGAAGAUGAUAUCGAACCCCUUUCGCCCCCCUCACCGCGCGAGUCACACAAGAAACCAAUUCUAUCCCUCCCCACAAUACCUUCGCCCCUUGAACCCCACCCCGAAAUCAGCCGCCCCCCCACCACAAAACGCUUUAGAUCUGACCUCGCUCAGCCGUGGGAUGCGGACGGCGAUUGCCUCCGCGUCGGAAACAGCUCCGAUGGCAAGAGAAGCAGAACAGAGGAAGACGAAGCCCGGUUCGGGCCCGACCGCUCAUUCACUGGCCCGGUGAUGGGAGGAGUGGGCAGAAGAGCAGUCUUGCCGGAUGGGAAUCCCAAUCCUGUGGAGAAUAACGCAGUGAGUGACGAUAAUGAUGGCGAGGGGAUGAGAUCUUCGCGGGAACAGAUGGACGUGGUGGAGGAGCAGCCGGAGAAGGAAGAGAGGAUACUGUCAAGAUAUGCUACGGAAAUAGACGGGGAUUUUGUGCCUGUCACGGGGUUAGAUGGGGAGAGGGUGUAUGCCAAGCUAUGUAGUUUGGAGAUGGAUGAGGACGGGAGGAAAAGGGAUUUAAGAGUCAGAGGAGAUUCUAAUGGACUACUUAAGGAACCUGUUAAAGUUCUAAUGCAAAGAGUGGAGCAUGAGGAAUUCACAAAGGCUUUGCAAGCAAGUGUUGAUGGCUGUCCAACUGAAGUAACCCGUUCAAAAGCUCCAGUUACUGAUGAGCAACUUUGGGUGGACAAAUAUGCUCCAAGUUCAUUUACGGAACUUCUCAGUGAUGAGCAGACAAACCGUGAGGUUCUCCUGUGGUUGAAACAAUGGGAUUCCUGUGUAUUUGGAUCUGAAAUUAAGAGCACCACAGAUGAUGUUUUGACUUCUUUGAGACGACAUUAUUCAGGAUCUCAACAUUCUAAACAAUUUGCAAAGAGUUAUUUUGGAAAGAAUAAAGAAAUCAGGUUGAGCAGUAAUACAGUGGGAACUGACAAUCGGAUGGAUAAAGAAAACAAUGUCUCCAUAGGCAUUCAGGACACGUGGGGCACGAGGCACAAAAGUUCUGGACCUCCAGAACAAAAGAUUUUGUUGCUUUGUGGCUCCCCAGGACUCGGCAAGACAACACUUGCACAUGUGGCAGCAAGGCAUUGUGGCUACCGUGUUGUUGAGAUAAAUGCAAGUGACGACAGGUCAUCCUCAACCCUUGAAGCUAAAAUCCUCGAUGUGGUUCAGAUGAAUUCGGUUAUUGGUGAUUCAAAGCCAAAGUGUUUGGUUAUUGAUGAGAUAGAUGGUGCGCUUGGAGAUGGGAAGGGGGCUGUUGAAAUCCUUCUUCAAUUGGUAUCUGCUGAAAGGAAAAAUGAUACUGGAAAAGAAAAUGUAUCUCAGGAGGGGAAGUCAUCUCGAAAGAAGCAAAGAAACUCUGGACUGUUGAGACCCGUCAUAUGCAUUUGUAAUGAUCUAUAUACGCCAGCCUUAAGGCCAUUACGUCAGGUGGCAAAGGUACACAUUUUUGUCCAACCAAGUGUGAGUCGUGUUGUAAAUAGGUUAAAGUAUAUAUGCAAGAAAGAAGGAGUGAAGACAAGUUCCAUAGCUCUUUCUGCACUUGCAGAAUAUACCGAAUGCGAUAUAAGGUCAUGUUUGAAUACGCUUCAGUUUCUCAACAAGAAGAAGGAACUGCUCAAUGUGUUGGAGAUAAGUUCUCAGGUGGUUGGUCAGAAGGAUGCGUCUAAGAGUGCUUUUGAUAUAUGGAAAGAGAUCUUCCAAAACAGAAAGAAGAAACAGGGAAGAAAAUGUAGUGAAUGGGGCAGCAGCAUGUCCAAAGAGUUCGAGUUUCUUUACUCUAUGAUUUCUAACCGGGGCGACUAUGAUUUAAUAUUGGAUGGGAUUCACGAAAAUAUUUUGCAGCUUCGUUAUGUUGAUCCCAUGAUGCAAAAGACAGUGCAAUGUUUGGAUAGUCUGGUAAUUUCUGAUAUCACUCAUCGUUACAUAAUGCGGACACAGAAAAUGUUUCUUCAAGUCUAUCAGCCUCCCAUUGCAAUAUUUAUACGUAGUCUGGUAGCACAACUGGAGAAAAAAGACAUUGAGUGGCCAAAGUCUUUCCAGAGACACCGGACAGUUUUGGCAGAAAGGAUGGACGUGUUUCGUACAUGGUACAGCAGAAUAUCACCAAAUAUUUCAAGGCACCUGUCAACAAAAUCUUUUGUGGAAGACUCAAUUUCGCUGAUGUUGCAUAUUAUGUCACCGUCAACACUAAGACCGGUGGCGUUGCAUUUGCUUUCAGAUAAUGAGAAGAGAGAUCUAGGGAAGCUAGUAAAUAACAUGGUCGCAUAUGCUAUAACCUACAAAAAUAUCCAAGCGGAUCGUAGUUUAAAACAUGAAGAUACUUUGGAUGCGACGAGGCUUUCAUUUGAUCCACCCUUAGGUGAAUUUAUAGACUUCAAGGGUUACAAAUCAGAUCAUUUUGAUCUUGCCUUGGCGGUGAAGCAGGUCUUGGUUCAUGAGGUUGAAAAGCAAAAGAUUCUGAAAGGUAGCCUCUCUAGAUCUGCUGAUCUGCUGAUGCAUGAGAAUCAUGCCUCAGUACAGAAAGGCAUUGGAAUUGAAGCAUCAUCCAAAUCAAGUUAUGCAAAUGGAUCUGCUGUAAAGAAAAUAAAUGGAAAAAGUCCAACUAAUCAGAAAUCUGGACUUUCUAUCUCUUCAAAUUCGCCACUUGUGGAGUUUAGAAAUGUCAGCGAUGGAGUUUCUCAACCUAUGCACAGUGCCAUGGCGAAGCCUAAGAUGGCAAAGAGAGAUUCCCACCCUUUAUUGUUUAAAUUCAAUGAGGGAUUCACAAAUGCAGUUAAAAGACCUGUACGUAUGCGAGAAUUCCUCCUGUGAUCUUUUUAUCACUCCAGAUAUGUGUGAGAUACUUUAGCUUAUUUGAACAGCCUUAACAAUUUUACAUUUCACCUUCAUGGAAUAAUUAUAUGUAGCUGCUUUUCUUUUCCUGUGUUUGAAACACAUUCAUCUUUCUUCUCUUCUAUAAAAAAUAGGUGUGGUUUUGUAAAAAAUGCAUUGAAUAAAACGUUAUUAUACUUGUUAGUUGUUAUAUUGUUUAAA
Molecule: messenger RNA, 3258 nt
Organism: Striga asiatica
Lineage: Eukaryota; Viridiplantae; Streptophyta; Magnoliopsida; Lamiales; Orobanchaceae
Source: the annotation of a GenBank genome assembly